UUCCGUUAACGCCCGAACGGCGCCGGAAGCGAAGGCAGCAGCGCUGCGGAGCGGGACGCCGAGGAGGUAAUUAAAUGGGUCUUCAGAGGCAAAGUCUCUAAGACUAUCAGAAAAUGGCAUAUCGGAGAGAUGAAAUGUGGUCUGAAGGACGAUAUGACUAUGAAAGACUUCCCAGAGAACGCCUUCCUCCAAGGAUUCAUCCUGAUGAUGACUACCAUAGAGUAGUGAACAUCAUGCCCAAGAAACCACCAUUUCUUGAUAGACCUGGAGAAGGCAGUUAUGGUCGCUAUGAUGAUUACGGCCACGCUGAGUACAGAGACUAUGAGGAGGGUCGCAGUUUUGCCCACGAGCGAAGAAGUGGCCCACCACAUCGAGGUGUACAUAAGGAUGAGUCAGGAUGCAGAUGGCCAAGAGAUGAUCAUCCUAUGAAUCGGCAAAGUGAAUACAGGAAGGUCAGAGACGGCUUCAGGAGAAAAAGCUUCCAUCCCUCUCAUUAUAUGAGAGAGCGAUCCCCUCAUAAGAGAGACUCUCCUUUCUUCAGGGAAUCGCCAGUGAGCCGAAGGGAUUCUCCGCACAGCAGAUCUGGCUCUAGUGUCAGCAGCAGAGGCUACUCUCCUGAAAGAAGCAAAGCCUACCCUUUCCACCAGUCCCAGCAUAGCAGAAGUAUGUCAUCUUUACAUAAAAGAAAUAUUUCUUCUCAGCAAGGUAAAGAGAGGACUUCAGUUCAGUCGUCGAAAACAUCAAGAGAUGCUUCACCUUCGGGUUCCACAGCAGUACCCUCAUCAAAGGCCGCGGAGAAGAGCACCAGACUAUCAGAAAAGGAACUUGCAGAAGCUGCAAGCAAAUGGGCAGCUGAGAAGUUAGAGAAGGCCGAUGAAAACAAUUUACCUGAAAGAACAGACUAUGAGGCUGGAUCUUCAGCUCCAUUGUAUGUCGAACAAACAGAGGAAACAGAAACAAAUGUAACCGACAAUGCGGAAUUAUAUGAGGAUAACCAGCUUCUUUGCCGCUCAAAAGCAAUUGCAACUAAAACCAAGGAGAUUGAACAGGUAUACAGACAAGACUGUGAAACCUUUGGCAUGGUGGUGAAGAUGCUGAUUGAUAAAGACCCAUCAUUAGAGAAGUCCAUUCAGUUUGCUCUGAGGCAGAAUUUGCAUGAAAUAGGUGAGCGAUGCAUUGAAGAACUCAAAAAUUUCAUUGCUCAGUACGAUGCUGCCAACCAAGAUAUAUCAGAAUCCUUCAAAGAUGGCUCAUACUAAGACAAAAAUACAGUUUUAGAACUUUAUACACAGUAUGUGCACUGUAAUGCCUACGUCUGAUUCUUGUGGGGAAAGGGGAGGUUGUGUUGAAGAUUCGAACCCAAGGCCUGUGCUACCUGGUAGCUCAGAUGGCCAUACCUUGUUCGCUGUGGUCUCCAUGGUUGUAUUCUUUCUACCUGUACAUGCUGACGUAUAUUCCUUUGAACAGGAUGUUUUUUCUUCAAAAAUUCUGUAAAGUGACAAGUUAUUUUUGAAACCUUUACACAGUUACCUGGCAAAACACAUUCAGUCUGAUGUCUGUGCACUUGUGUUUGGAUGUUUGUAAGCAUAACCAGAAACACCGUGCUUUUGUAUUAAAAUAAGAGCAUUCUUCCUUCCUCAGCUUAUGCAGAAAUGUCCUAGGUCGAUAUAUACUGUAGGAAAGGAAGACUUGUAAAGUUGCUCGCAACUAUGAUUUAAUUUAUUUAUUAUAGAUUGAUUUUGAAUUUCAGAUUGAUUCUGUAAAAUUACACCAGGGCUUAUGUCUAGUCUUUGCCAGAGGAACUUUGCCUGCUUAAUGUUAGAACCUACUUUAAUUCUGCAAAUACUUUUUAUAUGUUGGUGUUUUCCACACUCUAAGUCAUUACUAGUAAGCAGUAUUAUGUAGAAUUAAUUCCAGUUUUUGUUAACUGUUUGCAACUGUUUGCUUUUUUAAUUAUUUUUAUACAUACGCAUUUUUGAACUUACAGAAUGUAACCACAGGCAGACACUGAGGAAAGGUCUCUGCUUUCAUCCUCUUCCCUUGUUCUCCCUUAAGCCUCACUAAUUUUCAUGAAUUAGUUUUUAACAAUUAGGAGGCUGUGUUAAUCUUCUGAAAUCAAGAAGGCACAGGAAUUUGGGGUGCCAAGAUGAGGUCUGGGCCAUCCCUCUAUUUAGUGACUCCAGAUUGCUUGAGAUCAGGUAUAAUGUGAAGCUAAACCCUAAGUAGGCCCCACAUGUGUUAUUUCAAACCUAAAUGAUUCUGUAGUAGUGUAGCGUCUGGAGCCAGUUUUGACUUGUAGAUAGUGACUUGUAGCUGGGAAAAAUGGUUGAGUAGAGGCAAGAGACUGCCAGUGCUGUGCCAUUGCAUUGCAGAGAUGAGAUGUAACUUAGGAAUCAUUGGCAGUGUAGGGUUAUCCUGACUAUUGGUAUGUGUACAUAUAUGGUAAUAUUGUUUUUCUUAAAUGAUUUAGGAAAAAGGAGAAAUUGAGUCACAGUCAAGAAAAAGUAAACAUGAUUGUUUUCUACAGGUGUAUUUAGAAACUUGAAAUUCUGUAUGAGGGUUAACAACUAAAGCUCAUCGUUUCUCAUACGCAGAGUAUUAAAUGAAAAGGUCGAUGGAUUCAGCCCCUUAGUAAGCAGCUUCUCAGAUUAGUUCUAAUGUCAGGUGAGUGGGAAAAGUUCACCGAUCCUACUGGGGUCAGAGAGGGGGAAGAAAGGUGACUUGUGGUGGCACAGCAGCCAGACCUGACCCAGCCCUUUUGGCAACAGCCUGACUUGUCCUGCGACCACAGGCAACGUUCUCUGAGACAGAAGCAUAGCAAACGGGGCUCACAAUGGACCAGAUAGCCUUCAGGUGGUAGAUCUGAGCUUCUGCUUUGGGUUAGAAACACUAAAGAAAAGAACCAGACAAUUUGUGCUUAUUUAUUUUUUGUCCAUUGUUACUGUAUGUUGUGUUGGGAGUCUCUUUUGUUCUCUUAGUGGAAAUUUAAUCAGGCUUCUAAAAGUGUCUGAUUUUUCAAGUGCUUUUCUAUAGAGCUUACAACACUGUUGCGUUUUUGCAGUUAGUUUUUGCCAGUAGGUCAUCAACAAGGCUGUCCUUAGCUUUCUUCUGUUGUUUUAUUUUUUUUUAAUUGAUUUAUUCUUACUGAUAAUCUAAGGAGACACUUGAUUUUAUUUUUAUUUUUUUAAUAAAUGCUGUUUCUAUGGAA
This is a messenger RNA of Coturnix japonica (Japanese quail), 3208 nucleotides long. It is a transcript of the gene PPHLN1, whose product is annotated as periphilin 1. Gene Ontology annotation, biological process: negative regulation of gene expression, epigenetic; negative regulation of DNA-templated transcription; protein localization to heterochromatin. Lineage: Eukaryota; Metazoa; Chordata; Aves; Galliformes; Phasianidae. The record is from RefSeq and is a predicted model, not a curated record. Gene Ontology annotation, cellular component: nucleoplasm.